Molecule: messenger RNA, 1586 nt
Organism: Wasmannia auropunctata (little fire ant)
Lineage: Eukaryota; Metazoa; Arthropoda; Insecta; Hymenoptera; Formicidae
Exons: 4
Coding region: 124-1329 (401 amino acids)
Biological process (GO): sensory perception of smell; detection of chemical stimulus involved in sensory perception of smell
Cellular component (GO): plasma membrane
Molecular function (GO): olfactory receptor activity; odorant binding
Source: RefSeq, a predicted model, not a curated record
AAACCGAUCGAUGAACAAGUGAUACGUCCGACUAUAGUAAUUCCUGUCGAAGCCAUACAUUGCAUAAAUUGAACAACAUUUCAUGCAUGACAUCAUCACAAUUUUCUUGAGUUCGAAACUAGCAUGUCGCCGGGCACGAAGACAAAUUGGAACAGUGGCAUGGACUAUGGUUUCUCAGUGAUAAGGGCGACGAUGUGGAUAGUCGGUGUAUGGCCUUUGCAGCAGGACGAUAUAGUUUGCACAUUUCGUUGGAUUAUCAUAUUCAUUGCGGAGUCUCUCACAGUGAUCGGCCUGCUGAUAGAGCCUUUAAAAAACUGCGGUGACACCAAAGACGCUCUAGAGGUUUUUCUUAUAAUAGAGACCGGCUUCCAUUCGUGGAUAAAUGUCGUUUUUGCACGUAUUCACAUGAAAAAGAUUGCCGUCAAUGUGACGUCUGCAAUCGACGAUUGGUCGUCCUCGUCGCCGGAGAAACAGUCUUAUCGAAUAAUGACGGGAUAUGCACGAAUAGGUCGAGUGAUCGCUGUGUCCCAAUUGAUGAUUGGAUUUAUAGCUGCUGUCGUCUACUUUUCCAGUAUUUUCAUCGCAAAUCAAAAACAGGUCAUAAUUGUUGGUAAUGAGACAGUUACUUUAUGGAAUUUCGUCAUUCCGUCGACAUGCCUGUUCGAAGGGAUUUCAUAUUCUACAUACAAAGCACUUUUCCUCAUGCAAAUAUUACAGGCGUUCAUACUCUACGUAGCAGAAUGCGCAAACGAUAGCUUCUUCUUUGCUAUUACAAUGCAUCUCUGCGGUCAAUUAGAGCUUCUGAGGAUUCGCUUUGUUGAACUUCUUGGAGGAAAAAUCGAUGAGAGGAAUCAUUACCGCAGCAUAUUGGGUUUUUGGAUUAGAAGGCAUUACAAAUUGAUAAUACUGGCUAGAAAUAUUGAAGACACCUUUAAUCUCAAUAUCUUAAUUCGGUUGGUAGUAACUACCGUUGUCAUUGCGGUUUCAGGAAUGCGUAUGAUUGUGUCUAUUAAGCAUUACGAUUUUAUUAAUGUAGUGAAAAGCAUGAUCUUCGUUCAAUUCUUUAUCGUACAAUCCUUCUUGUUCACGCACGCCGGCGAAACCCUACAGAAACAGAGCGAAUCGAUCGUUUCGGCAAUAUACAACACAACGUGGCACAAAUUGCCGCCCACCAUGGUGAAGGAUUUGAUAUUUAUUAUGAUGAGGACGAAGGUCCCUCUUCAACUCACUGCUGGAAAAUUUUUUUAUAUUACUCGAAGCACUACGACAGAUAUUCUGAAAGCUGCUUUGACAUAUAUAUCGUUUUUACAGGUGAAAAUGGAAGAAUAAUCCAAUUAUCAUAUUUGAAAUUGUUUGUUUAUUACAUCAUACAACAUGUAGAUAAUACCGUGUAGAUAAAUAAAAUAGAAUAUAUUUAUAUAUUUUAGUAAAUUGCAGUUUCUUUAAUUGUACUUGUAUUUUGCUUUUAGUUCUUCAACAUUUGCGACAAAGAAAUGUCAAUAUUAUGCUUAUUAAAAAAAUGUGUUACACUUUUUCACUGCUUCAAAUAAGAUGAAAUUUUAAUUACUUAUUGGCAGAAUACGUAC